GGGGAUGAGGCAUAUACGAUAACCCCAUAACAGUGACAUAACCCUUGCUGCUUUUUUUACCCCCCCCAAAAAAAAACUUGCCUCUUUCGAUCUGAAAACUCUCCCUUUGCAACAAUGUCAGAAACCCAAAGAGCUUCUUCUUCAUCAACCCUUGUCGACACUUUAGGCGAAGAAAUCGUUAGAAUAAUAACCCCCGUUUCAAUCUGCAUGUUCCUCGUAGUCAUCUUAGUCUCAAUUCUCAACACCGACGAUUCCCCAACAAUCGCCACCAUAGCCAACAUAGCAUACGAAGAAACAACCUCAGACUCUUCCUGGGACAAAUUCCUCGGCGCACUUCUAAAUUCCUUAGCCUUCGUCGUCGUAGUAACAUUUGCCACUUUUUUCUUAGUCCUCCUCUUCUAUUUCCGAUGCACCAGAUUCUUAAAACUCUACAUGGCUUUCUCUUCCUUUGUCGUUUUAGGUUUCCUCGGCGGCGAAAUUUCCGUUUUUUUGAUUCAGCAUUUUAACACGCCAAUUGAUUGCUUAACUUUUUUUAUUGUUCUGUGUAAUUUUGCUGUUGUUGGUGUUUUGGCUGUUUUUAUGUCGAAAAUGGCUAUUUUUGUUACACAAGGGUAUUUGGUAAUUAUUGGAAUUUUGGUUGCUUAUUGGUUUACUAUGUUGCCUGAAUGGACAACUUGGGCUAUGCUUGUUGCUAUGGCUUUGUAUGAUGUUGCUGCUGUUUUGUUGCCUGUUGGGCCUUUGAGGCUUUUGGUAGAACUUGCAAUAUCUAGGGAUGAAGAAAUUCCGGCAUUGGUUUAUGAGGCUAGGCCGGUGAAUAAUGAUAAUUUGGAUCCCAGGGAAGUUGCGGCUCGGAGAAGGUUAUGGAGAGAGAGGAGGAUUGAGAAUUCAAAUUUGAUAGCUGAGAAUGGAAAUUCUGUGUUAGGUAGUAGUGGUCUUAUUGCUGAACAAUCACACUCUAAUUCGGACACAAACGCUGUUCUUAGUUUGAAUUCAAACAGAAAUACCCUAGAGGACAGGAAUUUGGCUUCGGAAAAUGUUUGGAUUUUGAAUACUAGUAGUUCUUGUGGUACAUGUAAUUUGGUACGAGCCGAAGAGGGGCGGGUUCGAGAAACCAAUUCAGAUCUCGCCACACCCUUGAUCAGUCAUGGAAUGAAUAGAGGAGAAGAUGUGGCGUCGGAUGAGAAUCUGAUACUAGAGGGAAUUGGAUUGGGUUCGUCAGGUGCAAUCAAGUUAGGGCUGGGAGAUUUUAUCUUCUAUAGCGUUUUGGUUGGCAGGGCUGCAAUGUAUGAUUUUAUGACAGUGUAUGCAUGUUAUCUUGCAAUUAUUGCUGGUCUCGGCGUAACUUUGAUGCUUUUGGCUUUAUAUCAGAAAGCCUUGCCUGCUCUUCCUGUGUCGAUAGCACUGGGUGUGCUGUUUUAUUUCUUGACCAGAUUAUUACUUGAAGUAUUUGUAGUACAAUGUUCCUUGAAUCUUCUGUUAUUCUAAGGUUAUAAUUUAUAUUGCUCAGGCUCAGUUCUCGGCGAUAAAGCAUAUUACAUUAUCAUAGCUAAAGCUCUGGGCUUCAGGUUUAAGCUUUUGUUGCAAGGCUCUCUAAAAAUGUAAUGUAAUAUUUUAUUUCCCUUCCUUCCUCUGAUUAUAUUUUUAAAGUAGUAGAAAUGUCAAAUCAUCCAAAAUAUAUUGCCUUUAGCUGUUGAAAUUAAUUUAGUGUGUAAUGUAUCUCCAAUUACAUAUCAUUGCUUGACCAACUGAUCAUGUAACAUAACAAAACAUAUCAAUUGCUCUAUUCAAACUCCAUUCUCUUAAAA
Cicer arietinum (chickpea) is the source of this 1805-nucleotide messenger RNA. Its product is annotated as presenilin-like protein At2g29900. The record is from RefSeq and is a predicted model, not a curated record. Gene Ontology annotation, biological process: membrane protein ectodomain proteolysis; protein processing. Gene Ontology annotation, cellular component: membrane; gamma-secretase complex. Lineage: Eukaryota; Viridiplantae; Streptophyta; Magnoliopsida; Fabales; Fabaceae. Gene Ontology annotation, molecular function: aspartic endopeptidase activity, intramembrane cleaving.